Messenger RNA from Argiope bruennichi, 671 nucleotides. Its product is annotated as U3 small nucleolar ribonucleoprotein protein IMP3-like. Gene Ontology annotation, cellular component: small ribosomal subunit; Mpp10 complex; small-subunit processome. Bases 71 to 616 code for a protein of 181 amino acids. Gene Ontology annotation, biological process: rRNA processing. NCBI's taxonomy places the organism in Eukaryota, Metazoa, Arthropoda, Arachnida, Araneae, Araneidae. The transcript is spliced from 6 exons. The record is from RefSeq and is a predicted model, not a curated record. Gene Ontology annotation, molecular function: snoRNA binding; structural constituent of ribosome; rRNA binding.
UUCCGGUUUGUUCAAAACAACGUGUUUUCUUGUUAUAGUAUACCUUGUUUAUAGCGGCUAUUUUUUAAAAAUGAGGAAAUUAAAGUAUCAUGAGAAAAAAUUGCUGAAAAAGGUUGAUUUCAUCAACUGGGAAGUUGAUAAUAAUCUCCAUGAAUUAAAGAUUAUGAAGAAAUAUUAUGUGCAAAAACGUGAAGAUUACACCAGAUACAACAAAUUAGCUCGGAAAAUACGAACUCUAGCACGUAUGAUCAAGGAUUUGGAUAUGAAGGAUCCCUUUAGAAAAGAAGCUGGUGAUCGAUUCCAUACUCUUCUGCAUUCUAUGGGUUUAAUCUCCAAAAAUGAAGGUUUAGAACUUUGUGACAAAGUAACAGCUUCUUCUUUUUGCAGGAGACGUCUACCCGUAUUGAUGACAAGAAGUAAAAUGGCCCCAUCUUUAAAGGAUGCAACUAAGUUCGUAGAACAAGGACAUGUUCGUAUUGGACCAAAUGUAGUAAUGGACCCAGCCUUUCUAGUAACUAAGAAUAUGGAAGACUUCGUUACCUGGGUGGACAGGUCUGCUAUCAGGAAACACAUAGCCAAUUACAAUGAAGAGAUGGAUGACUUUGACUUCAUGUAGAAAUGGAUGUGUUAUUUAAUAAAAUAUUUGUAAAUAAAUCAUUUUUGUACCAAUA